Messenger RNA from Arachis ipaensis, 318 nucleotides. Lineage: Eukaryota; Viridiplantae; Streptophyta; Magnoliopsida; Fabales; Fabaceae. The record is from RefSeq and is a predicted model, not a curated record.
AUGAAAUGGGAGAGACCGACUACGGUGACGGAGGUUAGAAGUUUCUUCGGCUUGGCCGGAUAUUACCGAAGAUUCAUUGAGGGAUUUUCCCGGAUUGCAUUACCGAUGACUAAGUUGACAAGGAAAGAGGUACCGUUUGUGUGGAUGUCAGAGUGUGAACAAAGUUUUCAGACUUUGAAACAAAGGUUAACUUCAGUGCCUGUUUUGAUUUUGCCGGAACCGCAUGAACUGUUUGAAGUAUACUGUGAUACUUCGUUGAAGGGUUUGGGUUGCGUGUUGAUGCAACACCGAAACAUGGUGGCUUACGCUUCGCGUUAG